Hansenula anomala is the source of this 981-nucleotide messenger RNA. RefSeq lists its product as uncharacterized. Gene Ontology annotation, molecular function: dTDP-glucose 4,6-dehydratase activity. Lineage: Eukaryota; Fungi; Ascomycota; Saccharomycetes; Phaffomycetales; Wickerhamomycetaceae. The coding region runs from base 1 to 981 and encodes 326 amino acids. The transcript has a single exon. The record is from RefSeq and is a predicted model, not a curated record.
AUGACUAUGAAGGAGCAUGUUUUAAUCACUGGUGGUGCUGGGUUUCUUGGAUCUCAUUUUGUCAACCAUGUUGUUCCAAAGUAUCCCCAGAUGGAUUUCCUAGUUAUUGAUAAAUUAAACUAUGCAAGUGGAUUUAAUACUCAUUUAAUUAAAGUGGGUGGUUAUUCAAAUUAUGAAUUUAUUGAAUUUGAUUUAUCCAAGGAUUUUGAUAAGUUGUUGGAGAUUGUGGAAUCCCACCAUAUAACACAAGUUAUCAAUUUUGCUGCAGAAUCAUGUGUUGAUAAAUCUUUUAAAGAUCCAAUUUUCUUCACAAUGAAUAAUAUACUGAGUACACAAUAUUUAUUAGAAUGUUGUCGACUUGUUGAAUGGGAGAUUAAAUUUCUUCACAUCUCAACAGAUGAAGUUUAUGGCGAACAAGAGAAUACUGUUGACGAAAAGGGGAUACUAAAUCCAACAAAUCCAUAUGCUGCUACAAAAGCUUCAUGUGAUUUAAUCAUUCAAUCAUAUAUUUAUUCAUAUAAAUUACCAAUAAGUAUAAUUAGAUCUAAUAAUGUUUAUGGUUUGGGACAAUAUCCUGAAAAGAUUAUCCCCAUGGUUAUUGAUGUGUUGAACAAGAGAUUAAAAGGAGGUGAUGAUAAGAUCCCAAUUCAUGGAGAUGGACAUUAUAAAAGAACAUAUUUAUAUAUUAGUGAUUUCCUAAAAGGUGUUGAAUUAAUAUGGGGGAAGCAAAUGGGAGGUGAAUGCUUUGGACAAGUUUAUAAUAUUUGUGGAGAUGAUGAUUAUGAAAUUAGUAAUUUAGAAUUGAUUAAGUUAAUUUGUGGGGGUUUUGAUAUGGAUUAUAGAGAAUGUAUUGAAUUUGUUGAUGAUAGAAAUUAUAAUGAUUCAAGAUAUUUAUUAAAUUGUGACAAGAUUAAACAGUUAGGAUGGGAACCCAAGAUUGGAUUGAAAUUAGGGUUAUCCAAGAUUAUUCAAAGUAUUUAG